Messenger RNA from Adelges cooleyi (spruce gall adelgid), 1641 nucleotides. Its product is annotated as lipid droplet-regulating VLDL assembly factor AUP1-like. The transcript has 9 exons. Bases 186 to 1364 code for a protein of 392 amino acids. Gene Ontology annotation, molecular function: protein binding; acyltransferase activity. Gene Ontology annotation, cellular component: membrane. The record is from RefSeq and is a predicted model, not a curated record. Lineage: Eukaryota; Metazoa; Arthropoda; Insecta; Hemiptera; Adelgidae.
UCACCUAAUGGCUAAUACCGAUUGUAAAUUCGUUUACAAUUUUACAUAGUAUUUUGCCAGAUUUUAUUUUAACUUGACUGCCAAAGAAGGAGGGAAUGUGUUUAUUAUUGUAAUUUCUGUUAUGGGAUAUGCUUGACGAUUUAGUUUUGAUUUUCCCAGUUUAAAGUAUUAUUUCAGUUUAAAAAAUGACGUCCGAUAUCACCGUGGAGAAUUUAGUCGUAAAAUCAAGGUUUCCUAAAUCUAUUGAUAAAAAAAUUGGAAUCAUUGUUUACUUUCCUUUAGGAUUUAUCAUUGCAAUCUUAAGAGCGUUUAUCUCACUGAAUGUACUCUUUUUAACAGUUCUCCUGACUCGUUACCCAUGGAUACGCAGACCAUUAUUAAGAAUUAUGUGUGGUGUAAUUGGGCUAAUUGUAGUAGAAAAUGAUAAGUCUGUCCCAAAGAAAAAUCAAAUGAUUGUUUCCAAUCAUUUAUCUAUGUUUGACCAUGUUGCGUUACAUUUGGCCAUUGGUUCGUACACGCCUACUAGAAAGUUUGCCGAUCCAAUAGCUUCAUUUUUUGGUCUAGUAUCCAUGUUACAUCAUGAAAACGUAACUUCGGCAACAGCAUUUUUAAAGCAAUUUAUAUCCAAUGGAAGAUCAUUAGUUUUAUUUCCAGAAGGAGCUACUACUAAUGGCAAAAGUGCUCUGCUCAGGUUUUCUACUUUUCCAACAGUUAUUAGUGAUGUAUUACAGCCAGUUGUUAUCAAAACAAGAAGACCUUCUUUCGCUGAUGUCAACUUAUCAGUAUUAGGUUCAAGUUGGUUCACAGAAAUAUUUUGGUUCUUUUUUGUUCCCUAUACUGUAUUUGAGUACAAACUCCUUCGAGUAAUCGAGAGAUCAGAAGAUGAAUCGAAUGAAGCCAUGAUAACGAGAGUUGAAACAGCUAUUUCCCAUGAACUUAAUAUAUCUACUUCAAAUUUAAAUAAAAAUGAUAAAGCCGAGUAUGAAAAGAAAUAUUUAUUAGAGUUAUCAGACAACAAAAGAAAACAGAACAAAAAUGUUGCAUUGAAUGAUUUUGAAGAAGAUCCAGAAAUAUUAAGAAUGGCUGUCCAAGUGUCUGAUGUUCUUCCUUAUGUUCCUAACAAUGUCAUUAUUGCUAAUCUUAAACGUACAAAAAGUGUUGAUAUUACUAUUACUAAUAUUCUCGACGGAACGGUCAAAUACACUCCUUUAGUAAAAUCUUCCAGAGAACUAAAACCAGCAGUCAAGAGUUCUGAACCUAAUAAUUUUGGAGUUGCAUCGUUUGUAGAAAGAAAGGCUAAACUGAUCGACGAAGCUCGUAAACGGUACAUAAACAAGCACAAUCUCCAUCAUUUGGUCCAGUAAAUUAAAGAAAUUAUUGUUUUAACAUAAAAAUAUAUUUACGGUUGUGUAUUUCCUGUACUUUUUUUUUAUAUCUCCAUCUAUCUGUGGAAUUGGAAUUGGUACUUAUGCGUCAAAUACAAAAUUAUAUAUACUAACUAUGCCACUUAAGGGCUAUUUCAGUUUUUAUUCACGUAUAUAAAUAUAUAUUUUUAGGUAAUAAUAUUGUAUAAAGUUUUACCCGUUGUUCGCUAUCUAUCUCAUUAUCGUUGUCAUAAAAUAUAUUUAAUUAAUGUCAUCG